AUGAGGUUUGUCUUGCUGCUGACAGAGAAGGAAAAAGGCACAGGCAAAAUCCUGCCGAAGGUGCUGCAAAGCCAGCGAGAUUUAAAAUCACGGCCUUAUGUUCUGUACCAGCCACGAGCAGGCGUCAGGAGGGGCACUGCGCAACGGGGCUCUUCCUUUGGCUUCUCGGUGUUUAAUUUAAUGAACGCCAUCAUGGGGAGUGGGAUACUUGGUUUAUCCUACGCUAUGGCCAGCACAGGGAUCCUGGGGUUUAGUAUCUUGCUGCUGAUUGUUGCCAGUCUUGCUUCUUACUCUGUGUUUCUUCUGCUCAGUAUGUGCACUCAGACUGCUGUCACUUCUUAUGAAGACCUUGGCCUGUUUUCAUUUGGAUCAACUGGAAAGGUCCUUGUUGCAACUACAAUAAUUAUCCAGAAUAUUGGAGCUAUGUCAUCUUAUCUUUUAAUUGUGAAGUCUGAACUUCCUGGUGCUGUUGCGGGGUUCCUCGGUGGAGACGAGAGUGGGUCUUGGUACCUCGAUGGGAGACUGCUGCUACUGAUUACUUCAGUCUGCAUUGUUUUUCCCCUUGCGCUUCUUCCUAAAAUUGGCUUUCUUGGCUACACAAGUAGUUUAUCAUUUUUCUUUAUGGUGUACUUUGCUCUUGUGAUUGUGAUAAAAAAAUGGUCGAUCCCUUGUCCUCUACCUAUAAAUGCUGCCAUAGAGACUUUACAGAUUUCAAAUUCUACUGGGGAUUGUAAAGCAAAGCUCUUUCAUCUUUCAAAAGAGAGUGCUUAUGCAAUACCAACUAUGGCCUUCUCUUUUCUCUGCCAUACCUCAGUCUUACCCAUCUAUUGCGAGCUCCAAAGUCCAUCCAAAAGUAGAAUGCAGAACAUAACUGUCACAGGAAUUGGUCUGAGUUUCCUGAUUUACUUUGUGUCUGCUCUGUUUGGUUACCUGACAUUUUAUGACAAAGUGGACUCUGAACUGCUGCAAGGUUAUAGCAGGUACCUGCCGCGUGACACUGUCAUCGUGACUGUGAAAGUAGCCAUACUGUUUGCUGUGCUUUUGACAGUCCCACUGAUCCAUUUCCCAGCAAGGAAAGCCGUAUUGAUGGUAUUUUUCUCUCAUCUUCCCGUGUCCUGGAUUUGCCAUAUCCUUGUCACUUUAGCACUGAAUACCAUUGUUGUUUUGUUUGCAAUGUACGUCCCAGACAUUAAAAAUGUAUUUGGAGUAGUUGGUUCAACCACAUCAACAUGUUUGCUGUUUGUAUAUCCUGGACUGUUUUAUCUUAAACUUAGCAGAGAGGACUUUCUAUCACCGCAGAAACUUGGGGCAUGCGCUUUGGUUAUUUUUGGCAUUGGUGUUGGCCUUCUCAGUUUAGUUCUAAUAAUUUUCAAUUGGAUUGAUCAAUAA
This is a messenger RNA of Opisthocomus hoazin, 1389 nucleotides long. The record is from RefSeq and is a predicted model, not a curated record. Lineage: Eukaryota; Metazoa; Chordata; Aves; Opisthocomiformes; Opisthocomidae.